Molecule: messenger RNA, 1130 nt
Organism: Chara braunii
Lineage: Eukaryota; Viridiplantae; Streptophyta; Charophyceae; Charales; Characeae
Source: the annotation of a GenBank genome assembly
CCCAGAAGUGACCAUGGGGCCUAUGGGAGGAAGCCCGACACGACCAAGACAGAUAAGAUCUCUCAAUGGCCAACACCCUUGUGCACCACAACGGAAGUACGAGCCUUCCAAGGGGUGGUUGGAUUUUGGAGGAUCUUUAUUAAAGGCCUUGCCAAAAUAGCUGAGCCUAUUCGCGCAAUGAUUAGGGAAGGAGGGACCAUGGAGUGGAUCGAGGAUAGGGAAGCAGCAGUCCAGACCCUCAAGGACAUCUUGACUUCCGAUCAGGUCACUUUGGCAGCACCCUGCUUCAAUGAUGAGGUAGGACGACCCUUAAUCCUGGAAACAGACGGAGGACCCUUGGCGGUAGGAGGAGUCCUGAUACAAAGGAGCGAGGAGGGCAAGGAAAGACCUAUCAGAUUUGAGAGUAGGACCCUGAAUUUGGCAGAGCGACGAUACUCACAGUUCAAGAAAGAAGUCUUAGCCAUUCUACAUUGCCUUAAGACCUUUCAGGCAUACCUAUUCGGAAAACGAUUUAUCUUGAGAAUCGAUCCGACCAAUGUCGUCGGGGCAUUAAAGAACUACAAGGUUAUAGACCCGACCGUUGGGAGAUGGAUAGGCUUUAUUUGGCAAUACGACUACAAGGUCGGGCGAAUUGCGGGGCUCCGAAACAGGGCAGACGGGCUAAGUCGAGUUUGCAUCACGCCGGAGGGAGUAGAGGAUGUGGAGCCAAUCGACGUUUUCCUGAAGUACGAAGGUGUGAUCCUUGUCGUAGAUAACGAGAUGACGGGCGCCGCUUCUACAACAGGCCACCUGCUGAUUCAGACCCUGGAAAAGGGUGCGCCCGCCGUAGUUGCGAAACUCAGGGAAGGGUCGGUCACCACAACUAGACGCAAAGAUGAGAAGAAUUCGUGAGGAGCAACGAUCGGGCCGAAAGAGGAGCUGAUGACAAUGACCGUUGAAAGGGGUCGGGAUGCUGUGAUGAGUCUACUAGAAACUUGGACGCGAAGGGAGCUGCAGUAUCUAGUGAAUCAGGCUCAUGAGGAGCAAGAUACUAAUCAGGAGGGACAAUAAUUCUUCCUUGUACAGAUGUAUGAUUGCAUCUUCAGGGAAAUCGGUCUGUUGCUUAUAGGAAACAAACAGCCUAUGGAAGU